This is a messenger RNA of Drosophila navojoa, 2414 nucleotides long. RefSeq lists its product as uncharacterized. Gene Ontology annotation, biological process: proteolysis. The record is from RefSeq and is a predicted model, not a curated record. NCBI's taxonomy places the organism in Eukaryota, Metazoa, Arthropoda, Insecta, Diptera, Drosophilidae. Gene Ontology annotation, molecular function: serine-type endopeptidase activity.
CUUUUGUUUACAGCGCGAAACAAAAUAAUAAAAUAGUAAAAACAAAAUGCAUUUGAGUGCAUACCUAUUGUGCCUAGCACUUGGGGCUGGCAUCUUGGUGCAGGCACAAGCUCCCGCUGAGGACGAUGAGCAGCCGCAGCACUUGACGAACGAUGCGUCUUUCUUUCAGCCGCACCUGCACGACAAGCGCCUGGGCCGCCAGCUGGCCGCGGAACUGGAGUACAGCUCCUACUCGGCUAGCAGCGGCAGCAGCAGCAGCAAUGCCAGCGAGGAUGACGACGAGGAUGACGCGGAGGGCUCCAGUGAAUACUACGACAGCGACGAGGAGCCAGCUGCGGGCAGCAGCGCCGACGGCAGCAAUGAGUCUCUGCCCCGCUUGCUUUCCCCAUCCACAUUUCAUCGCAUCUCCGAGACGCUCGGAGCGCUGAACCAUGUUGGGCACAUACUCGUGGAUAUGACGCGCGGUGGUCAGGAGAGCAAAACGGAGAAUGCGGGUAACAGCAAAGCUGAUGGAGAGAGCAGCAGCAGCAGCAGCACCACCACCACCACCAGCAGCAGCACUAGCAGCACCACCAGCAGCAGCACCACUAGCACCGAAACUAAAGCCACAGAGCAGAGCCACGACUCCACAACUGCCUCGCCCCUGGCCAAAGCUGAUCCCUUGCCGGGCAUCUCUGGUAAGAUUUUGGACACAUCCACCGCUACACUCUCCGCCAACAGUCUGCUGCCAGCGGGCAAGCCCGCCAAUUUGAGCGCCAUACAGGUCGCCACGAAGCGCAUCGGCCAGGUGGAGCAGGCGCCAGGCAAGCCCAUGUUUGUGGAGAACAAGGAAGCGAAGCAGCAGCAGAAGAAGAAGCGCAAGAAGAACAAAAACAAGCAAAAGGUGAAGAAGCCCAACGAGGAGUUGACUCAGACGACGCCACAGUCCCAGCAGAAGAUCAAAAUACCCACCACGCCGCGCACCACCCAGUCCCCUAGCACCACGCUGCGUCCGCUCGAUCAACUGGCCUUGGCCAGCGAGGAGGCCGGCACGGCGAAGGAUGUGGAGAACUAUUGCAAGACGCCCAGCGGCAAACCGGGUCGUUGCGAGGAUCUGAGCAGCUGCCCCGCCCUGCUCCUCAAUUUGAGCAGCCUGCGGGAGUCGCUCUGUUUUAAGAGCCUCUUUGUGCCCGGCGUCUGUUGCCCCGUGACCGCAUCCGCCUCUGAGAGCUCCACGGUGCUGACGACCCAGCGUCCCCUGAAGCUGACCACCAGGACGCCAGCGAGCACAACCACCCUGGAGCCCACCAAGCGCACCACACAGCGGCCGACGGCCAGGCCCACCUCCGGCCUGGUGCUCAUUCCCCAAAAGAAACCGCCGACAACAACAACCACCACAACCACAGAGUCGCCACUGGAGCCAGAGAACCUGGACGAGAUAGCCAACAACAUCGUUGAUCCCGACGAGUGCGGUCAGCAGGAGUAUUCGAGUGGUCGCAUUGUGGGCGGCGUGGAGGCGCCCAAUGGCCAGUGGCCCUGGAUGGCCGCCAUCUUCCUGCACGGUCCCAAGCGCACGGAAUUCUGGUGCGGCGGAUCUCUAAUUGGCUCCAAGUACAUUUUGACUGCGGCGCAUUGCACCAGGGAUUCCAGACAAAAGCCGUUUGCUGCACGCCAGUUUACCGUACGCUUAGGAGACAUAGAUCUGUCCACAGAUGCCGAGCCGUCCGAUCCGGUUACCUUUGCCGUGAAGGAGGUGCGCACGCACGAACGCUUCUCGCGCAUUGGCUUCUAUAAUGACAUAGCAAUACUCGUGCUGGAUAAGCCCGUGCGCAAGUCCAAGUAUGUGAUACCGGUUUGUUUGCCGCGCGGUGGUCGGAUGCCGCCCAAGGAACGUUUGCCCGGACGCCGGGCCACCGUCGUGGGCUGGGGCACCACCUACUAUGGCGGCAAGGAAUCCACCAGCCAGCGGCAGGCGGAGCUGCCCAUCUGGCGGAACGAGGACUGUGAUCGCAGCUACUUCCAGCCCAUCAAUGAGAACUUCUUGUGCGCUGGCUAUUCCGACGGAGGAGUUGAUGCGUGUCAGGGCGACUCCGGAGGUCCACUGAUGAUGCGCUACGAUUCGCACUGGGUGCAACUGGGCGUGGUCUCCUUUGGCAACAAGUGCGGCGAGCCCGGCUAUCCAGGUGUCUACACACGGGUCACAGAGUAUCUGGACUGGAUACGCGAUCACACGCGGGACUAGGCGGACGUCUUAGUUGUAACUCUAGCUAGGUUUAUGUACGCGCUAGUCUAUGUACGUUUAAUUCUCUCCUCCUGACGCUGUUUAUACUAUAUUUAUGAGCUCCCCCAACAGGCACAAUUUGUAUACCACAGUUACGCGUUGUUGUGUAUAGCAUUUGUUAAUUAAAUUAUUUAAUCUUAAACGACAAAAUAAA